GUACGAAAGUGAAACCUUGCUUUAAAGUGAUUCCUCUUGAAUGUAUCUUUAUGUUGCGUGUCAUUAUCGACGAAGAAAGCUAAAGUCGACAUGAGUGCGUCUCAUAUUUCUUCAUUUGGACGGAGAAGUCCGAAUCUUGAAGUAAUGGAGGCUAGAGGGCGGGCAAGUUCGGACAGUUUGCUUGACAAGCCAAAAGUGAGUGACAAUGAAACUGACAGUGACAAUGAUGUGUUCAAAAGUCAGGAAAAUGGUGUUUCGAGAAAACGGCGAGGAAAUUCGCUUCUCGCACCCUCACACGACAAGCAUAAAUUAAGGAAAAAGCAUCGCACAGAGCUAAAAAAUAUGGUCGAGAACUGUCAAGGGGAAGUUAACUCCGGCCCUCCAAACUCUAUCCCAUCCAUUGUGGUAGAUAGAAUUAACUCAGAGGAUCACGACUUCCUGUCUACGACAGCGUCCAUCAACAUGACAGGAUCAACAGAACAAGUCAAGCCUGGCACACUCUAUACACCAGGCAUGGAGGAUCGCCUACGCAGAAAACUGAAAUUCUUCUUUAUGGAUCCAUGCGAAAAAUGGAAAGCCAAGCGAAGGUUUCCAUGGAAAUUGGGAUUACAAGUGCUAAAAAUUUUAUUGUUAACAAUCCAGCUGGCCACAUUUGGUUAUGAGAGGUCUAAUUUUGUGGAGUUUGUGGAGCGAAACACAGUGUCUUUUAAACACCUCUUUCUGAAAGGCUGGGACCCCAGCUUUGAGACGAUGCCCUACCCCCCUGCCACAGGGGUUUAUGCCAUCUAUGAGAAAACAGAAGUUAUCAACCAUAUGAACUUUGCCUUACGGCGGUAUGAACAAACACCUUUGAUUGCACUGGGUGGAUUUCGCGUCAUACGUGAUGUCAACGGGUCAGCAUUACCAGUACAGCUGUGUAAGGUGACUUAUGCAGUUGGAACCGUCUACGACAAUAACACAUUCAUCUUCGACUCGGAACUGAAAACAGAGUGUUUCUUUGUGCACAAAGUCGCAGUUUUCAAUUCCACCACAAAUCGUACAGAGAUGGUUUACGAUAUUCAGAAGUUCCUGGAAGAAAAGAACAAAUCCCUGAACUUUGACAGGCUCUUGGAGGUACAGUUGAAGUUUGCCCUGAAGUCUGUGAAUUUAGAAACAUACGCUCAACGUGCCGCACCCGAGUGUUACAAGUUUAAUAUAACUAUAACUUUUGACAACAAUGACCAUGAUGGUCAGAUGUUAGUAGAACUGGAUACUUAUGUCUCAGCGCUUGUCUGUAAAGGGGAGAUCAUUUAUAAAGCCGAUAAUGAUGCACGUCGGCGAGAGCUGACAGCGUUUGACGCUAUGGUGAUGAUGGUCAGUCUGCUGUCCUGUCUGCUCUGUAUUAGGUCAUUAGCCAGGGCACAGAAACUUAAGAUGGAGGUUGCUAGAUACUUCAAAAACAAACACAACAAAACCCUGGGCACAUCCGACAGACUUGAGUUCUGGAACUUUUGGUAUGUGCUGAUCAUAUGUAAUGACAUCCUUACUGUAGUCGGAACCGCGUUCAAGAUACAACUGGAAACUAAGCGUGCACAGAGUUCCUCAGAGAACUAUGACCUGUGCAGUAUGAUGUUAGGAACAGGAAACCUCAUGGCCUGGUUCGGUGUGUUAAGAUAUCUGGGCUUCUUUAAAAAGUAUAAUAUUUUAGUGUUGACAUUAAAAAGGGCAUUUCCCAAUGUGCUGCGGUUCUCUGUCUGUGCUCUGAUGUUGUACUGUGGGUUCCUUUUCUGUGGCUGGGUCGUUCUUGGCCCCUAUCACAUCAAGUUCCGUCACCCAAGCUCUACCUCUGAAUGUCUGUUUUCGCUAAUCAAUGGUGACGACAUGUUUGUAACCUUCUCGGCCACCCAGACCAAUAACAACUACAUAUGGUACUACAGCCAUUACCUCUACAUCUUCAUCAGUCUUUUCAUCUAUGUUGUGCUCAGUCUCUUCAUCGCAGUCAUCAUGGACACCUACGAAACCAUCAAGUACUACUAUGAACACGGUUUCCCCAAGAGUGAGCUUCAUGAGUUUAUGGAUGAAUGUACAGACCCACCCCACUCCCCACUCUACAGACGGGAGACUCGCGGCUGUAAUUUCUUCUCCAUGCUGCCCUGCUGUGGCAGGUCAGAUCCUGACACACCUAAUGAGCGCACCAGGCUGUUACAGUAACAACCCACCUGUUCCCAACUUUUAAUUUUGAUUCACCUGUUCGCAGCUGUUACAGUAACAACUCACCUGGUCCCGACUGUUACAGUAACAAUUCAUGUAUUGUACAGCUCACCUGUUUCCGACUAGAUACAGUAACAGUUCAUGUAUUCCCAACUGUUACAGUAACAACUUACCUGUUCUUGACUGUUACAGUAACAGCCUACAUGUUCCCGACUGUUACAGGAACAACUCAUGCGGACAUGAUGUCACAUUUCAAUUUGCUCAUGUUACACAAUACAAUGGAUUUACCAGUGUUGAAUGAGAUUAAAGAAGUGGUUAUAUAGAUUUGCGUUCCACUGUAUUGUCAGGGUCUCAAAACCAGAAGGUGUGAAUUUUUAGUCAGUUGUGUAUACCCUGUAGACCAGAGCUGCAUAUGCAGACAUGCAGUAAUCAGGUGACAUGCUUAUUAAAAUGUAAAAUAUUUGAACCAGUUAUGUUUAUUUAUUUAUAUGGUUGAUGUUUUACACCGUUCUCAAGAAUAUUUCACUUAUAGCUGUACGAUGGUGGAAAGACACCCAUGAUCAUGUACAGGUUGUUGGCAGUCCUUCCUACAUACAGGUAUGACCGUAGACUAUUACUGUGUCAAGAUCACAGUGGAAGUGGAGUGAUUUUAUAUACAGUCUACUUUGGUUUGUUAUGGAAAGCAAAAACUAGACAGUGUGAAGAAGUGAUCAAACUGUGAGUGGUUCAUGAGGCUUUUCACUUUAGCUGUUGUUCGGUUUGUUCAACGCUCUCAUUCAAGGAGGUAUCAUUUAUGAAUAUAAGAACAUAACAUUGCUGAAUAUGCCAGUCUGUGUAAAGCAGCAGGAGGUGAGCCGUAAGCCAAGACUUGGUUGUUCAACAGACUGCUGGAUUAGAUAUUGAUCAAUGUUCUUUGAAACAAUUUUUUGAUGAAUGUAUGAAUAGCCCGAAUCUCCUAACAAAACCAGACAUACUUGUACUUCUGUGAUUCGUGAAACAAAAUACUCAAAUUGACAUUGAAGAAAAAAUUGAACUUAAGCAUUUUCAUCCGGAAGUCAUGACUACAUUGGUGGUAAGAAACCAUAUUUGUGAUGUUAAGGUGAUAUUUAAAGUCUUAGCAUUUUGUUUGACAUAUUUUUACCAAUAAUCUUGUAAGAUGUAAAUAUAUGAUUAUGUGAAAUGUUCUAAGUAAUGUUAUUCAUACAUACUCA
Molecule: messenger RNA, 3401 nt
Organism: Liolophura sinensis
Lineage: Eukaryota; Metazoa; Mollusca; Polyplacophora; Chitonida; Chitonidae
Product: mucolipin-3-like
Biological process (GO): transmembrane transport; monoatomic ion transport
Cellular component (GO): plasma membrane; lysosomal membrane
Molecular function (GO): NAADP-sensitive calcium-release channel activity
Source: RefSeq, a predicted model, not a curated record